Messenger RNA from Brachypodium distachyon (stiff brome), 1147 nucleotides. RefSeq names its product NADPH-dependent aldehyde reductase-like protein, chloroplastic. NCBI's taxonomy places the organism in Eukaryota, Viridiplantae, Streptophyta, Magnoliopsida, Poales, Poaceae. Bases 110 to 955 code for a protein of 281 amino acids. The transcript has a single exon. Gene Ontology annotation, molecular function: oxidoreductase activity. The record is from RefSeq and is a predicted model, not a curated record.
UCUACGCAACGCCUACGUAUGUAGUACGUACGUACGUAUACAGAUAGAUCGUGUUUAUAAUCGGAGCGGCGAGGCUGCUCCGCAUGCCGGCGACCCGUGUGAAUCACCAAUGAACGGCACUGCCCCGCUCCCAAAUGGCUCUAAUUCGGCCCUCGCGGCAGGUCACCACCAGCCGCUACACGGCCGCGUGGCCAUCGUGACCGGCGGCUCGGGCGGCAUCGGCGCCGCGGUGACCACGCACCUGGCGUCCCUCGGCGCCCGCGUCGUCAUCGGCUACAUCGGCGACCCGGCCACAGCAGACAACCUCGUCGCCUCCCUCAACGACAGCGCGUCCGGCUCCGGGCCAAACCCAAACGGUGCCGCGCCGCGCGCCAUCGCGGUGCGCGCGGACGUGUCGGACCCGGCGCAGGUGGAGCGGCUCUUCGACGCGGCGCAGGCGGCAUUCGGCGCGGAGCUGCACAUCGUGGUGGCCGCGGCGGGGUUCCAGGACGCGGCGUACCCGGCCAUCGCGGACACGGACCCCGAGCAGUGGGACCGGGCCUUCGGCGUGAACGCGCGCGGCACGUUCCUGUGCUGCAGGCAGGCGGCGAGGCGGCUGGUUCGCGGCGGGCGCGGGCGCGUGGUAACCUUCUCGUCCUCCAACGUCGGGUCGCUCCGGCCAGGGUACGGCGCCUACGUGGCGACCAAGGCGGCCGUGGAGGCCAUGACCAAGGUGCUGGCCAAGGAGCUCGCCGGGACUGGCAUCACGGCCAACAGCCUGGCCCCGGGCCCGGUCGCCACGCCCAUGUUCUACGCCGGGAAGUCCGAGGAGCGUGUCAGGGCCGUCGCCAGCGAGUGCCCCAUGAAGCGGAUCGGCGAGCCGGAGGACGUUGCGCCGGUGGUCGGCUUCCUCUGUAGUGACGCCGCUGGGUGGGUCAAUGGCCAGGUCAUUCGGGUUAACGGUGGGUACGUGUAAUAAGGACUCAUGCAUGCGCUGAUCGAUGUGCAUGCAGCCAAGUCCUAUGGUAGGCUAUGCGCCGGGAAAUGGUGCGUCAUGUACUCAUGUACAUGCAUUAGGCCAUUAACCCGCAUGCAUGCCAAAUCAUCCGUAUAUGCACUUUGGAGCAAAGUUACACCGUAAAUCGAGCAAUCAGAAUGUUUUCUCCAA